UGCUGGGCUGCGGCGGCGGCGGCGGCGGCGGUUACUAUGGCGGAGUCGGCCGGAGCCUCCUCCUUUUUCCCCGUUGUCCUCCUCCUGCUCGCCGGCAGCGGCGGGUCCGGGCCCCGGGGGAUCCAGGAUGGAUCUGGGAGAGACGAUCAGGAUUGUAUUCGCUCCCGAUGUACAAAGCCUGUGCUUUGACUUCUCACCAGCCCCUAACCUUCCAGCUAUGGGAGAUCAAGUGUGUGCACUGUGGCUCUCCUCUCUACUAAAAAUAAUGAUUCUCAGGCUCUUACAUCGUAUCCCGGGCAGCGUACCUGUGCUAAUCAAAGACAGUCUGGAGGGAGCGACCUGCUUUAGGUUUUAUUGGUUUGGCAACGUUUUAAUUCUUACGCAACUCUGGCUCUGCAGUGUGCAUGUACCAGCUGCCUCCAGGCCAACUACACGUGUGAAACAGAUGGGGCCUGCAUGGUUUCCAUUUUCAACCUGGAUGGGAUGGAGCACCACGUGCGCACCUGCAUCCCCAAAGUGGAGCUGGUCCCCGCCGGGAAACCCUUCUACUGCCUCAGCUCUGAGGACCUCCGCAACACCCACUGCUGCUAUACUGACUUCUGCAACAGGAUCGACCUUAGGGUGCCCAGUGGUCACCUCAAGGAGUCUGAGCACCCUUCCAUGUGGGGCCCCGUGGAGCUGGUAGGCAUUAUUGCUGGCCCAGUGUUCCUCCUGUUUCUCAUCAUCAUCAUUGUUUUCCUUGUCAUUAACUAUCAUCAGCGUGUCUAUCACAACCGCCAGAGACUGGAUAUGGAAGAUCCCUCGUGUGAGAUGUGUCUCUCCAAAGACAAGACGCUCCAGGAUCUUGUCUACGAUCUCUCCACAUCAGGGUCUGGUUCAGGGUUGCCCCUUUUUGUCCAGCGUACAGUGGCCCGAACCAUCGUUUUACAGGAGAUUAUUGGCAAGGGCCGGUUUGGGGAAGUGUGGCGUGGCCGCUGGAGGGGUGGCGAUGUCGCGGUGAAGAUUUUCUCUUCUCGUGAAGAACGGUCUUGGUUCCGGGAAGCAGAGAUCUACCAGACAGUCAUGCUGCGCCAUGAAAACAUCCUUGGAUUUAUUGCUGCUGACAAUAAAGAUAAUGGCACCUGGACACAGCUGUGGCUCGUCUCAGACUACCAUGAGCAUGGCUCCCUGUUUGAUUAUCUUAACCGGUACACGGUGACAAUCGAGGGGAUGAUUAAGCUGGCCUUGUCUGCGGCUAGUGGGUUAGCCCACCUGCACAUGGAGAUUGUGGGUACCCAAGGGAAGCCUGGAAUUGCUCAUCGAGACUUAAAAUCAAAGAACAUCCUGGUGAAGAAAAAUGGCAUGUGCGCCAUUGCAGACCUGGGCCUGGCUGUCCGCCAUGAUGCGGUCACUGACACCAUUGACAUUGCCCCAAAUCAGAGGGUGGGAACCAAACGAUACAUGGCCCCCGAAGUACUCGAUGAGACCAUUAAUAUGAAGCACUUUGACUCUUUCAAAUGCGCCGAUAUCUACGCGCUCGGCCUUGUGUAUUGGGAGAUUGCUCGAAGAUGCAAUUCUGGAGGAGUCCAUGAAGAGUAUCAGCUACCAUAUUAUGACUUAGUGCCCUCUGACCCUUCCAUUGAGGAAAUGCGAAAGGUUGUAUGUGACCAGAAGCUACGUCCCAACAUCCCCAACUGGUGGCAGAGUUACGAGGCACUGCGGGUGAUGGGGAAGAUGAUGCGAGAGUGCUGGUACGCCAACGGCGCGGCCCGCCUGACUGCCCUGCGCAUUAAGAAGACCCUCUCACAGCUCAGCGUGCAGGAAGACGUGAAGAUCUAAGCCUCUCCCUCCCCACACGCAGCCCUGGCAGCGGGAACUACACACAGCUGCCGCGUUGAGCGUACGACGGAGGCCUACCUCUCGUUUCUGCCCAGCCCUCGGUGGCCAGGAGCCCUGGUCCCAAAGAGGGACAGAGCCCGGGAGACUCCCUCACUCCCAUGUUGGGUUUGAGACACAGACACCUUUUAUAUUUACCUCCUAACGGCACGGAGACUCUGAGAGCGGAUGGUGUGGAGAACUCGAUGCCACAACUCGAACUGGCUGUAGUGGGAAGUCCCGCAAAACCUGGUGCGUCUGGCGGAUAGCCAGGGUGGCGACGGGCCCCCGAGAGGGCCCCGGGGGAGCCGCGUGUCGCCAUUGCUGAGCAGCACCGACGGUGUCCUCCAGGGACCAGCUCCGGUGGGGCGGGCGGCGCUCUGUGGUGGCCCAGAGGAGCCACGAGUACAGCCCCUGACACGGGCAGCUCUGGGCCCUGGGCUCCCCUCCUGUCUCACGCGGGCCUCCAGAGGGACCGCCGGUGGAGGCGGGGCCUGCCGCCUGUCUGUCCAGCCGUGUGUGCAUGUGCCGAGGUGCGUCCCCUGUUGUGCCUGGUCCGUGCCACGCCCUUACACGUGUGUGUGUAUGUGUGUGUCUGUAGGUGCGCACUUACCUGCUUGAGCUUUCUGUGCAUGUGCAGGUCGGGGGUGUGGUUGUCAUGCCGUCUCUGCGUGCUGGUGCCUCUGUUUGGUAGUGAGCAGCGUCUAGUCUCCCUGGUGCCCUUCCCGAAGGUCUCUCUCCUGGCCCCUUCCCCCCAGAAUCCCCACACCACAGCAGGAUCCCCUUCCCAGCAGGCUGUUCCGCCUGCCCAUGUGUCGGCACCUCCAUUUCAGACCGUGGAACCAAAGCUGGCCAGGUUGUCCGUGGCAGGCGGGGGAGAUUUUUGGGUCCAAAUGUGAGGCAGGGACGGGCGGGGGUGGGCAGGGAAAGAAUCUCGGUGGAAGUCUCGGGUGUUGUGGUCAGCGGCAACCGUGGGAAAUGAGCCAGCCCAAGGGCAUCAUCCUCAACAGCAUCAAGAAGGGCCAAGGGACUUGAGGCCCUGAUCCUGGGACUCACAUUGGAAUGUCACAUCUGUCUUUCAUAUCCCAGAUUCUGGAAACAGCAGUGUAUAUUUUUGGUGGUGAUGGGUUUAGGGUGGGGAAGGGGAAGGGGGGGGCAAGCAGUGUGGGGGGGGAGUCGGGGUGGGAGGGAGGCAUCUGCAUGGGUCUUUUACUGGAUUAUCUGAUCGCGGUGGAGGGGAGAUGGGAGACACGUACCCACUUCAGGGGCCUGUGAAAGGGAAAAGCCCGAGCCAAACCUGUUAUUUUAACCUGAGUAUAGUAUUUAAUGAUGUCUAGAAGCACGGUUAUGGGUGGUGGUUUGGUCAGCGUAUCUUAGGUAUAUAAUAACUUUGAAGCCAUAACUUUUAACUGGAGUGGUUUGUUUUUUUCUCUUUUUUCUUUUCUUUUCUUUUCUUUUCUUUUCUUUUCUUUUCUUUUCUUUUCUUUUCUUUUCUUUUCUUUUCUUUUCUUUCCUUUCCUUUCCUUUCCUUUUCUCUUUUCUUUUUUUUUUAAUUUUAUUGGAAGGGUCUGAAUUUUAACUUUUUUUAAUAUUGUUAAGUUUUUAUAAAAGGAAAACCAUCUCUAUGUGAUGAUUACCUCUUUGUUUUUAAAGAAAUUGCUACAAAACAACCACAAAAAAAAAAAAUGCUCCAAUCAAGCGCACAUAGCUCAGUCACACUGGAAAUGUUUGUCCUUGCACCUGAGCCUGUUCCCACCGAGCAGCGAGAGUCCCUCCCUCUUUGCCCUGGAGGUUAGUCUCUCUUGCACUGUGCCCCCCACCCCUCAAUUCUGUGAGUGGUUUUUGCUUCAGGGCCCUGGCCUUUUGUGCAUUGUCCAGCCGGUCGCGCCUUCUCCUCCAGGCAUUUACUCAACAGAUGUUUGCUGCGUACCUGUUGUGUGUCAGGCACUGUGCUGAGCACUUGGAUAUGUAUGUGAGCAAGACAGGCUUGGGUCCUACUCUUGGAACACUGAAGAAGUUGCCGAUUCAAGUUAGUGGGUGCCUGUUUCAAGACCAGAAGUUUGUACCGUUGGUUCUGAGAGCCUUUUGAGCCUGGAAUGAUUGCUCUUAGAAAAGACCACCAAGGACCAGGAUCCCUCCAUACCCCCAAAGAGCCCUGCAGUGGGCAGUGAGACCCUAAAUUACUGCAUUCAUUCUGAGCCCCCUUCCUGCCCCCAGGGGAGGCACAUGAUGUCUGCAGCCUGAGAGCAUGCCUGCCUCCAGCCCAGUGAUUCUCUGCCAAAGCUUGUGGAGGAGGGGCACGCCUCUCCCUGCUUACACGGGUCUCCCAGAUGCUCCCGGUCUUCCUAUUUAUUUUCCUGACGUGUUGCUUCUUCCCUUGCGUUAAAGGAGAUCUUCGCCUCACCCUUUGGGCCAGUUUGCUGGCUACUGACUAAUUUCCCUUGAAUACCAAUGGUGUCAUUAGGGGGACCUUCUUUCCCCAGCCCUGCUGACCUCACCCCACCUACCUGCUCUGCAGCAGACCCAGGCAGGGUGUGGGUGGUAAUGGAACUUAGACUCCUGUGCCCCGGUCACAACCAGCCUCUGGGAUCUGCCAACACUCCUCGACCCAGGGACUCCCAAGCCUCUAGCCCGCUCCCUAGGGGGACCUCCUGGCCUCACCACACCUCGGGGAAGACUGAGCAGUUUUUUGGGAAGCUCCCACCCCUGUCCCCAUCACUCUUAACACCAAGGGUUAGGAGUUAGACAGUUGGGGAGAAACUAAAGCCUAAAGCCGCGGUGUUUGGCCCGUGGGGCUAACUAACCCUGAUCCGUAGGGCUACCUACACCUCUGGAUUCUGGAUUCACAGACCAAGUCAAAGCCCGUUCUUACGUCGCCAUCAAGGCCCCCGAACGGCAUUCUCGGUACUUCUGUUUGUUUUUGUACAUUUUAUUAGAAAGGACUGUAAAAUAGCCACUUAGACACUUUACCUCUUCAGUAUGCAAAUGUAAAUAAGUUGUAAUAUAGGAAAUCUUUUGUUUUAAUAUAAGAAUGAGCCUGUCCAAUUUCUGCUGUACAUUAUUAAAGUUUUAUUCACAGA
Molecule: messenger RNA, 4934 nt
Organism: Neofelis nebulosa (Clouded leopard)
Lineage: Eukaryota; Metazoa; Chordata; Mammalia; Carnivora; Felidae
Gene: ACVR1B
Product: activin A receptor type 1B
Exons: 11
Coding region: 457-1818 (453 amino acids)
Biological process (GO): activin receptor signaling pathway; protein phosphorylation; nervous system development
Cellular component (GO): activin receptor complex; plasma membrane
Molecular function (GO): activin binding; ATP binding; activin receptor activity, type I
Source: RefSeq, a predicted model, not a curated record